UUUGAGCCCCUCCCCCAGCUUGACCGUCUCAGUUGGCAGUUCAGUCAGGCUCCAUGUCAAAUCCGGCUUGGGGCAGAAACCUGAGGGCCACACAGAAGGUGGUGGGCUUGCAGGCAGUUUCCUCACCCCGUGGCCAUGGGCGGCAACAUCGGGCAGCUUGGCAGUCGCACCUACGAGUCCCUAGCUGACGAUGAGCCCUUGGACCCUGAGGAGCCCCCCAAAAGACCCACGGGCAAUCUCAUCAUGCACAGCAUGGCCAUGCUUGGCCGGGAGUUUUGCUACGCAGUGGAGGCGGCCUACGUGACCCCAGUCCUGCUCAGCGUGGGGCUGCCCAAGAGUCUGUACAGCAUGGUGUGGCUCCUCAGCCCCAUCCUGGGAUUUCUGCUGCAACCCGUGGUGGGAUCAGCCAGCGACCACUGCCGGGCCAGGUGGGGCCGGCGGAGACCAUACAUCCUCACCCUGGUCAUCAUGAUGCUCUUGGGCAUGACUCUGUACCUCAACGGGGACGCUGUGGUAGCAGCUUUGAUUGCUGAUCCAAGGAGGAGGCUGAUUUGGGCCAUAACCAUCACCAUGAUAGGCGUAGUUCUCUUUGAUUUUGCUGCUGACUUCAUUGAUGGGCCCAUUAAAGCCUACUUAUUUGAUGUCUGUUCCCAUGAGGAUAAGGAGAGGGGCCUCCACUACCAUGCCCUCUUCACAGGUUUUGGAGGUACGCUGGGUUACCUUUUGGGUGCCAUCGACUGGGCCCAUCUGGAGAUAGGAAGAGUGCUGGGCACAGAAUUCCAGACUAGGAAGGCAAUGACCAUGAAAUCACUGCUGAGGGAGCUGGUGAAUAUGCCUCCCCACUACCGCUGUCUUUGCAUCAGCCACCUCUUUGGAUGGACUGCCUUCCUGUCUAACAUGCUCUUCUUCACAGAUUUCAUGGGCCAGAUUGUGUACCAUGGAGAUCCCUAUGCUGCACACAACUCCACAGAGUUUCUCAUCUACGAAAGAGGGGUCGAGGUUGGAUGUUGGGGCUUGUGCAUCAAUUCCAUGUUCUCCUCACUUUAUUCUUACUUUCAGAAAUCUUUGGUAUCCUACAUUGGAUUAAAGGGUCUUUACUUCAUGGGGUAUUUGCUAUUUGGCCUGGGGACAGGAUUUAUUGGACUUUUCCCGAAUGUCUACUCCACCCUGGCUCUGUGUACCUCGUUUGGUGUGAUGUCCAGCACUCUGUACACUGUGCCCUUCAACCUCAUUGCCAAGUACCACCGCGAGGAGCAAGAAGAGAAGAGACAGCAGGCCCCGGGAGGGAGUCUGGACGGCAGUGAGAGAGGGCAGGGCCUGGACUGCGCAGUCCUCACGUGCAUGGUGCAGCUGGCUCAGAUCCUGGUUGGAGGUGGCCUGGGCUUCCUGGUCAACAAGGCUGGGAGCGUCAUUGUGGUAAUCACAGCCUCUGUGGUGGCCAUGAUCGGCUGCUGUUUUGUGGCUCUCUUCGUAAGAUAUGUGGAUUAGGUCAAUAGGGAGACAUCAUCCCUAACCUCCAACACAGUGAAGGACAUGGUACGAAAUCAGUCUGUCCUCUGGCUCUGCAGCUUUGGGGUCUGCCCAUUGGCUGCCCUGCGUUAUGACUUCAGCUACAGUGAUCUGCCUGCACCUCACUUUCUGCCAACCCUCUGUACAGCAGUUUCCUUAUUUUAGGCAUCAUCUAUCUCGGGAAACACUGAGCUCUGCCUCCAUUCACCGGUGGCAAAGGUUAAUUGUGGGAGAUGGCGCCUCCAUGCGCCUUCCUACUGCAUCUCAGGACGUUCCAGGCCUUGACAAAACGCCAGAAGCCGACUAGUUUUACACAGGACAAUGGUGUUUAUUCUAUCGUGUGUUGUUUUUUUUCUUAACCAGAGGUCUAUAUUUAAUCGGAGGGUCAUACUUUUCAUUAUUUCACCAAUACUCAAAAUAUUGCUGAUGAUUUAUGAUAUUAGCUUACUCAUAUUUAAUUCAUACUUCAUUUACUCAUACAGACAGUCCCUGGCUUACAAUACAAUGGUUCAAAUUACAAUUCUUCUUCCUCUUCUCCUUCUCCUUCAUCUUCUUUUACUUAACAAUAGUUGGAAAGCAGUGCACAUUCAGUAGAAAUCAUACCUCAGAUUGUGAAUUUUGAUCUUUUCUGGGUGAUACAUGCCCUUGUGAUGCUGGGCAGCGGCAGCCACAGCUCCCAGUCAGUCUCACCAGCCCGAGGGUGAACAACUGGUCCACUGACCACCAUUCUGUCUCCAUACAGCUCCACUGGUUUUGUUUUUGGUUUCCAUUUUCAAUAUGGUAUUCAGUAAAUUACACGAGAUAGUCAACACUCAAAACCACUCCAUCUUCCUUCCUCCCUCUCCCUCUCACGUUAUCCAUCGUAGAGUGGCGAGGUCAUGACUGACUCAGAGGAGUGAUCAGGGAGAAACCUGCUCUCUAGCCUAUACUGUGGGAUGAUGAUGAGCAAAUGCUCAGAGGACCCCAUGUGACCCAGAACUCUGUGUUAUAAAAUUCACCUGUCCUUGGCGUCUGCAAAGUUUAAUUCACCUGUCCUUGUAAUUCACCUGUCCUUGGUGUCUGCAAAGUUUAAAAGUAGAAUUAUUUGCAGACUUCAAUGUUUAUUUCCUGAUCAUUUCUCCAAGGACUGUUCUGGUGAUUGAAGAUUUUGAAAUCAACGAAUGGGUGAGGUAGGAAGGACCUGCAGUUAAGGACCAUCUUACCUGGACCCCAAGAAGUUAGAAGUAGUCGUCUCUGGCCAAGCACAGGGCAAGGGAAGCUCUUUUCAGCUGAAGGACUGGAUGGGCUGCUGGGAUGAAGAAAGGAGCUAGGGCGUGCAUUCACCACCACCCCUAAAUCCCCUCACACACAUGCACUCACACACACACUUGGAUAUUCAAACACUCUGCUCUCUUAACUCAACUCCACUCAGGUUUGAAUGAGUGGAUAGAAUCCAAUUUUAAAAGCCUUUAACCACUUUUAGGCACUCAAGUACUUGUUCUCAGUAUACUUGUUCUCUUGUUUCUCUCUGACAGUAAUGUUCUAUUCCCAGACAAAUAAAGCAAAUGCAGGGACACCUAAAUUCGGAUCAGAAAUCCCAGGAAAUCCUGUAGGAGAAAGGAAAGCCAAACUGCUUUGUCUGCUGCUUCCCCCACCAUGCAUCUGACAUUCCAACCUCAAACCUUUAAUCACUGCUUUCCCUCAGCUGCAAAUGUCCUGUGUCCCCACUACCUGUCUAAAUUGCCAUCCCUGCCCAUUUAACUUGUACCCUUAUUUCUAGGUCCAUCUCAUAUACUAUUUUGAUAAGGAAGUCUCUUAUCCUCCAGCAGAACCAAGCUUUCUGCCCCCUGUAUUAGCAUAGCACUUUCUUUUAGCCUUAUUAUGACAUUCAACUCACUGUUCCAUGACCUAGUUGCCUUGUGUACAUGGAUGGCUGUGUCUCCUAAAUAUACAAGUCGGUAAUGUGUCUAGUUGAUGUGUGUGAUCUCAGCACCCAGUACAGGGCUUGGCACACAACUGGCAUUCAAAAAAAUAAAAUAAAUUUGGCCA
Molecule: messenger RNA, 3537 nt
Organism: Felis catus (domestic cat)
Lineage: Eukaryota; Metazoa; Chordata; Mammalia; Carnivora; Felidae
Gene: SLC45A2
Product: solute carrier family 45 member 2
Exons: 7
Coding region: 136-1488 (450 amino acids)
Biological process (GO): transmembrane transport
Cellular component (GO): membrane
Molecular function (GO): sucrose:proton symporter activity
Source: RefSeq, a predicted model, not a curated record